Cyprinus carpio (common carp) is the source of this 657-nucleotide messenger RNA. Its product is annotated as hatching enzyme 1.2-like. The record is from RefSeq and is a predicted model, not a curated record. NCBI's taxonomy places the organism in Eukaryota, Metazoa, Chordata, Actinopteri, Cypriniformes, Cyprinidae. Gene Ontology annotation, molecular function: metalloendopeptidase activity. Gene Ontology annotation, biological process: proteolysis. Bases 1 to 615 code for a protein of 204 amino acids. The transcript has 4 exons.
AUGGCUCAUGAAGAAAGAAAACAUAAACAGCAGGGGAAAAAGAAAAGCAACAUCAAAGAUAAAGUAAAGCUCAUGAAAAAACAAACCAAGAAGAAAAUCACAGUGUACAGCAGCUCUGAUGAGAGUAAUGUUCCCAUCCCACUUGACGACAUUUCUGAGUAUGAGAGCUCAAAGGAUGAUAGUAGUUUGUUGUCCUCAAAUAACAUUAUAGUCCCAUCUCUUCUUAUUAAUGAAUUUGCAGCAUACAUUUUAUCAGUGAUUGCGAACGCCAUGUCCACCUUUCACUCCAAAACCUGUAUCCACUUUGUGGCCAGAUCAACUCAAGCCGACUACAUCAGUAUUGAGAACAAAGAUGGGUGCUUCUCUUCUCUUGGCAGAACUGGUGGCAAGCAUUCUCUCCUGAUAUGGCCUACAACUUCCAGAAAACAAAACACCAACAACCAAAACACUCCAUAUGACUACGGCUCCAUCAUGCAUUAUGAAAGAACAGCCUUCUCCAUCCAGCCCGGGCUGGAAACCAUCACUCCCAUUCCUGAUAGAAGAGUGGAAAUUGGACAGAGGCAGGGACUGUCCAACACCGAUAUCCUGAGGAUCAACAAGCUGUAUGGAUGCUGAAGACAAGGCUUAUAUAUAUAUAUAUAUAUAUAUAUAUAUAUA